Molecule: messenger RNA, 1002 nt
Organism: Xiphophorus hellerii (green swordtail)
Lineage: Eukaryota; Metazoa; Chordata; Actinopteri; Cyprinodontiformes; Poeciliidae
Gene: morn4
Product: MORN repeat containing 4
Exons: 5
Coding region: 98-538 (146 amino acids)
Biological process (GO): response to axon injury
Cellular component (GO): cell projection
Source: RefSeq, a predicted model, not a curated record
CUUUUAUCGGCCGGUGUUUUCAUUUAUUUACGCCCCUCCUGUCGUACACGGUGGUUUAGAUGCUUCAGAGAGAACAGGCUGUGAGUGAAGGAUCACCAUGACUUUGACCAGAGGAUCUUUUACUUAUGCCAGUGGAGAGGAGUACCACGGCGAGUGGAAAGAAGGUCGGCGACAUGGCCUAGGCCAGCUCAAGUUUCAGGAUGGAACAUGCUACACUGGCCAGUUUGAGAAUGGACUCUUUCACGGUUCGGGUGUGCUGCUUUUUACAGACGGAUCCCGGUAUGAAGGAGAAUUUGCUCACGGAAAGUUUCAAGGUUCAGGAGUCUUUAGUCGAUUCGAUGGCAUGAAGUUCGAAGGAGAAUUCAAAGAUGGCCGUGUUGAGGGAUAUGGGCUAUUGACGUUCCCUGAUGGAACUCAUGGUGCUCCACGAAAUGAGGGCUUGUUUCAAAACCACAAGCUGCAGAAAAGGGAGAAGUGUCCUGGAGUGGUGCAGCGUGCUCAGGCCUCAGCCUCCAGCGCUCACAGCCUGGUGCUAUGACUGCCUCAGACCAUAAAGGUGUUAGGACUAAACUUUCAGCACCUUCCAGAUGGGCCUUAAGGGUGAACACUCUCUUUCACAACCUCUCUUUGUCUGGUUUUUACCAUUUCUUUGUCUGCUUGUCCACACUUAAAGUGACUUAAGGGAAAUGCAUUUGAACAUUUUUGGAUGACUUUCUAUGAAAUGAAGAACUUCGUGAAGCACACCUUCAAGUAAUGUAAGCAGGGAAAGCUGCUGUCUUUCAUAUUGACAUCAGACCAUAAAAUGUGUCUGUUUCUUUCUAUAGCCAAUCAUUUUGCUGCUGAUUAGAGAAAUUACUUUUUAAAAAUACUGUUUUUAUUAGAAUAGCUUAAAAUUUAGUAAAAAAAAGGAAAACUCAUGGCUGUGUGUUAAAAAAAGAAUGUACAUAUUUAACUAUUCACAUUUGCCUUAAAGAUAUUUUCACACAAUCACAUGCUUGUUCA